Molecule: messenger RNA, 1977 nt
Organism: Microthlaspi erraticum
Lineage: Eukaryota; Viridiplantae; Streptophyta; Magnoliopsida; Brassicales; Brassicaceae
Source: the annotation of a GenBank genome assembly
AUGGGUACGGAGGACUACACAUUCCCUGAAGGAGCAGAACAGCCGCAUCGCGGCCUCCACACGGUUGAGGCUCCACAGCCUCAGCCGUUCUUGAAGUCACUUCAGUACGCAGUGAAGGAAACUCUGUUUCCAGACGAUCCUUUUAGGCAGUUUAAGAACCAAAAGACAUCUAAAAAGAUUGUACUAGGACUCAAAUACUUCUUGCCGAUAUGCGAAUGGGCUCCACGCUACAAUCUCAAGUUCUUGAAAUCGGAUCUCAUAGCCGGAAUCACCAUUGCUAGCCUCGCCAUCCCUCAGGGCAUCAGUUACGCCAAGCUCGCUAACUUGCCUCCAAUUCUUGGCCUUUACUCGAGUUUUGUACCGCCAUUGGUAUAUGCGGUGCUAGGGAGUUCAAGGGAUUUGGCGGUGGGAACGGUUGCGGUUGCGUCUCUCUUGACAGGUGCAAUGCUGAGCAAAGAAGUUGAUGCUGAGAAAGAUCCUAAGCUUUACCUUCAUCUUGCUUUCACCGCCACGUUUUUCGCCGGCGUUCUCGAAGCAUCUCUCGGCAUUUUCAGGUUAGGGUUUAUAGUGGAUUUUCUAUCGCAUGCAACGAUAGUGGGAUUCAUGGGAGGAGCAGCGACGGUGGUUAGCCUGCAACAGCUUAAGGGUAUUUUCGGACUUAAACAUUUUACCGACGCCACUGAUGUUAUCUCCGUCAUGCGUUCCGUUUUCUCCCAGACUCACCAGUGGAGAUGGGAGAGUGGCGUUCUCGGCUGUGGUUUCCUUUUUUUCCUUUUUUCCACUAAAUAUUUCAGCACGAAGAAACCAAAAUUCUUUUGGGUGGCGGCAAUGGCUCCUUUGACCUCAGUGAUUCUUGGAAGCCUCUUGGUUUACUUCACCCACGCUGAGAAACAUGGUGUUCAAGUGAUAGGGAACUUGAAGAAAGGGUUGAAUCCAAUUUCCGUUAAUGAUCUCGUCUUUACUUCGCCUUACAUGUCGACAGCUAUCAAGACUGGCCUCAUCACUGGCGUCAUCGCUCUAGCUGAAGGAAUAGCUGUGGGGAGGAGCUUUGCCAUGUUCAAGAACUACAACAUAGACGGGAACAAAGAGAUGAUAGCAUUUGGAAUGAUGAACAUCGUUGGUUCCCUCACAUCUUGCUACCUCACAACCGGACCCUUUUCAAGGUCGGCCGUGAACUACAACGCGGGUUGCAAAACCGCGGUGUCGAACAUAGUGAUGGCGAUUGCGGUUAUGUUCACAUUGCUCUUCCUCACGCCGCUUUUCCACUACACACCACUCGUUGUUCUCUCUUCCAUCAUCAUGGUCGCAAUGCUCGGACUCAUUGACUAUCAAGCUGCCAUUCAUCUCUGGAAAGUAGACAAAUUCGACUUCCUGGUCUGCAUGAGCGCCUACUUUGGCGUCGUAUUCGGUAGUGUCGAGAUUGGACUCGUCGUUGCAGUGGCGAUAUCGAUAGCGAGGUUGUUGCUGUUCGUGUCAAGGCCAAGGACCGCAAUGAAGGGAAACAUACCAAACAGCAUGAUCUAUAGGAACACCGAGCAGUAUCCUUACUCAAGAACCGUUCCUGGUCUUCUCAUCUUGGAGAUUGAUGCUCCAAUCUACUUUGCCAACGCCGGUUACUUGCGUGAGAGAAUAACAAGGUGGAUCGAUGAAGAGGAAGAAAGAGUCAAAGCAUCAGGAGAAAGCAGCUUGCAAUAUAUUAUACUCGAUAUGUCCGCCGUUGGUAACAUUGACACGAGUGGUAUAAGCAUGAUGGAGGAAAUUAAGAAAGUCAUCGACAGAAGAGCUUUAAAGUUAGUAUUGGCAAAUCCAAAAGGAGAGGUGGUGAAGAAAUUAACAAGAUCCAAUUUCAUUGGUGAACAUUUGGGCAAAGAAUGGAUGUUCUUAACGGUAGGAGAAGCCGUGGAGGCUUGUAGCUACAUGCUUCACACCCUUAAAGCCGAACCAGCCUCCCAAAAAGAGUCUUGGAACAACGUAUAG